Pimephales promelas (fathead minnow) is the source of this 1368-nucleotide messenger RNA. RefSeq names its product heat shock protein, alpha-crystallin-related, b9-like (gene hspb9l). The record is from RefSeq and is a predicted model, not a curated record. Gene Ontology annotation, biological process: protein refolding; response to heat. Gene Ontology annotation, cellular component: cytoplasm; nucleus. NCBI's taxonomy places the organism in Eukaryota, Metazoa, Chordata, Actinopteri, Cypriniformes, Leuciscidae.
UUUGGACCAUGACUGCAAGUGCUCAGUCAUAGCAGCUCUUCGACAGGGUGACACAUACUGCAGUGCUAUCAGAGCGUUACUAGAAUAUUCUCAGGCAGCAUAUAAAAGCAUUGAGUCUGGUUCAUUGGGACAGAAGCACAGACGAAGUCGACCAGCUCAACACAGCAACGAAAAUCAACCAAAGAUGCUUUGCCCAAGCACAUUUCAGCCUCAUCUCAGCCCAUUCAUGGACUUCCACUGGCCAGUGCGCAGCCUGUGGCCGGAGACAAGACCUCUAUUCUUUCAGAUCGAGAAAGAAAUGAUGAGACACAUGCAGGAGAUGAGGCACAACUUGGAGUUCAUGGAACGCCUGCACCAAAGGAUUUUUGACGAGAUUGACCAUGUCACACCCAUGACCACUUUCAGACCCAUCUCAUUCCAGCUCGGAAAGGAAGGAAGCCACUAUGCGCUCACACUAGAUACGAAGGAUUUCUCUCCAGAGGAGCUGUCCGUCAAACAAGUGGGCAGGAAGUUGCGGGUGAGUGGCAAGACAGAGAAGAAGCAAGAUGAUGGGAAAGGAUCGUACUCAUACAGAAGCCAAGAAUUUAGGCAGGAGUUUGACCUUCCUGAUGGUGUGAGUCCUGAAAUGGUGACCUGUUCUUUAAAUAAUGGCCAGCUACAGAUACAAGCACCCAAACAGGCUAAUGCUGUGAGCAACGAGAGAGUGAUUCCCAUUGCAUACACUCCGGCUGUGAAGAGUCCUGCUCCUCAAAGCCCUCAGCCUGAGAACCCGGCAGCUGAGCCAGAGUCUACAACUGAGCCUAGCCCCUAGAACCCACAACAGAACUAAUGACUCUAUGGGACACCCAUAUAAAGCUCGAACUUAAACAAGUUGUAAAAGAUCUUUAAUGAUGCUAUAAAUCUUGUAGAACUGUUUUAACGUUUUGUUUGUUGGAUUAACAUUUACUGGAACAGAAGGCUAACACUUCAAUUCAGUAAUUUAUUUGGUUUUGUUAAAUUGCAAAUUGAUGUUUUUGUCAAAAAGAUUGUUUUGUGUACAUCCAAUAAACUAAAAACUAGUCUUGUCCUGGGGAACCACCAUGUUUAUGUAAUUUGCAAGAUUUACACAAAGUAUUAUUAAAUUAGUAAAUAUAUUAAGUUGUAUGUAUUUAUUUCAUAGACUUUGCUUCCAUUUUUGUUAUUAAAAUCUUCAUACGCGUUUUCAGUCUGAAAUUUGAGGCAAAUGUUGGAUCACAAUAAUUGGGAACCACAGUUUCCACAAAUCCCUUCACUCAAUUGGGAUGUUCUCUUUUAUUCUUGACGGCAAGGGCAGUGACUGUAAGAUCGAGUGUAUUUUACAGAAUUAAACACGUAUUUAUACCGAUUUCA